AGUUAAAGAGUACGAACACGUUUAGUCAACAAGAGUCGGAGAAAUUGUGAUUUCGGAAUCCAAAAUAGCCGUAUUUAAGCACUUUCUUACGAUUUCCCUCUCUGCUCGAUUGCAACGAAUCGGUGAAUUUUUCUCCCACCUUUGAAUUUGAACCAAUCACAGAAACGUUCGUUAAAUUAUCCCCCUCUUCCAAAAAUGAACGAAUCAGAACGCGCCACGCGGCGAGAAAGUUGACAAAAAGGCAAAAACCGGCGCCAUUUUUUUAAUUCGCCUGAAUCUCUUGAACGUAUCGCUACGUUAAGUCUCUCGCUACCUUGCAAUGGCUCGUACUAAGCAAACCGCUCGUAAGUCGACUGGUGGAAAGGCUCCACGCAAACAACUGGCUACCAAAGCCGCUCGUAAGAGUGCGCCAGCCACCGGAGGAGUCAAGAAGCCUCAUCGUUACCGUCCCGGCACAGUAGCUCUUCGUGAAAUUCGUCGCUACCAGAAGAGCACGGAACUUCUCAUCCGUAAACUACCAUUCCAACGUCUGGUUCGUGAAAUCGCCCAAGAUUUCAAGACUGAUCUCCGAUUCCAGAGCUCAGCUGUGAUGGCUCUCCAGGAAGCCAGCGAAGCCUACUUAGUUGGUCUCUUCGAAGACACCAACCUCUGCGCCAUCCACGCCAAGCGUGUCACCAUCAUGCCCAAGGACAUCCAGUUGGCUCGUCGUAUUCGAGGAGAACGUGCCUAAGUCAUCUCCAUCUCUAAAAUUUACAAACCAAACGGCCCUUUUCAGGGCCACCAAAUGUUUCAAACUAAGAAAAUUUAACUCGUUCUUCAUUAAUUUUUUUGACAAUUUAAAAUAAAUUUUAAUUCUGCAUUUAUUCCACUUUCCUAACAAUACCAAACACAUUUUCCUUUUAUUUGAACACUUAGCCUGAUCAUACUGAUGCAUUUACCUGAAGAAAUCGAAUCUAUUUUCUCAUCGUAUAGGUAUAGAUAUAUCGGCAUCCAUGUUAAUUUUACAUCGAUACAUAUAGAUACAGUUACACAACCUUUUUAUUCUUUUGUUAAUUGUAAUUAAACGACACUGAGUUACCUAGCCAUUAGCAAUAGGGGAUCUACAAAUCUUUCAAAGAAUUUAAAGAACAAAAAUUUAAUUCAAUUACUGCAUUUUUUAACUAAGCAAAUUUUUGGAAAGUAUGGAACUAAUCUCCAUUAAAUUAUCUUCAAAAUAGUAUGCAACAUAUCUCAAUUCCGUAAACUAACAAGGGUAUAAUAAUUGAAAUAGUUGCCGAAGUGAGGCAAAUUAAAUUUUUCGAUCGUAAAGCACAUCUCAGAUGCUUCGCAUCAUGAGUCGUGCAGUAAUUAAAAAUUAAUUUGGGAACUAUUCAAAACGUAACAGUGGUGCUGUGACUAGGAUCAGUCUCCACUGUUUGUAGACAAUACAAAUAAUUAUAAACUAAUUAAAAAUUAA
Molecule: messenger RNA, 1456 nt
Organism: Microplitis mediator
Lineage: Eukaryota; Metazoa; Arthropoda; Insecta; Hymenoptera; Braconidae
Product: histone H3
Exons: 1
Coding region: 320-730 (136 amino acids)
Cellular component (GO): nucleosome
Molecular function (GO): protein heterodimerization activity; structural constituent of chromatin; DNA binding
Source: RefSeq, a predicted model, not a curated record